Hyla sarda is the source of this 1129-nucleotide messenger RNA. RefSeq names its product testis specific serine kinase substrate (gene TSKS). Gene Ontology annotation, cellular component: centriole. Bases 48 to 1094 code for a protein of 348 amino acids. Gene Ontology annotation, molecular function: protein kinase binding. Lineage: Eukaryota; Metazoa; Chordata; Amphibia; Anura; Hylidae. The record is from RefSeq and is a predicted model, not a curated record. The transcript has 7 exons.
UGGGUUUUUGGGGGGUAAAUAUAGAGAGCAGGACUCGUAUAGAAAUAAUGAUAAAGACCGUCUUCCAGUCCCAAGAAAUAAAAGAGGAAGAAAAGGACGCCAUAGUGCAGGCACCUUUUGAUCUCCUUAAUAAGGACAGUGGGUCAAAAGACGUCUCUUUUUAUAGAGUAAAAGCUCCUCUAGCUGCUGACAGUAUGUCCUGGUGUCUUAAAUUAAAAAGAUCCUCGGCCUCCACCAACGUGUCCGUCAUGAAUUUAGCCCAAACCGAAAGCCUUGAUAUUAAAACCUCAGGAAAUAGUGAGUCGAGCUCCUCAGAGUCAGAAGAAGAGUCGGCAGAAACUCAGUUUCCCCCUGAGAAUAUGAUGAACUCCGGCCUGAUGUUCGCCAAUGACUCGGUCACCAACCUGAAGAAGAAAAGCAGUAAACUCAACCACCACGUUCACAGUCUUAAGAGUGAAAGUCUAGAAAUGUUUGAGAACCUGGAGCAGAGACAAGAGGAGCUGGACGACCUGGACGAGAUUUGUGACCAGCUGGAGAAAAAAUUCAGUAGUAUCGCUCAGAAACUGGAAAACAUCUAUGAGAAAAGAGAGAGACUGAACAAUCUGAAGUACAACAUCCAGAGGGACAUGUCUUCCCUCCAACGUUUGCUACAGACGGUAGAGUCCAGGAAUGAGACCGCGCGAUUAAGAGAUCUCAACCAAAACAUGGUCUCCCUGUGCAUUGCUAUAAAAGAGCUGAAGCGGAAACUGGAAACCUCAGGGCACAGAGCAGAGUCUGGCAGAGCAGGGGAGAAGCAGAUGACAAUACUCAUCACUGCCACUGAGGAAAUAAGGAACAGUACGGCUCAAAUUUCUGCAAACUUAGAGACAACAAGUGUUUUACUGAAUAACAUGCACAGGACCGUCUUCCAUAUGAACUCACGGAUUGAAUCAGUCAUAUCUCAGGGGAGUUGUGCUCAGGAGCAGAAAGAACCUCAAACUGAGAACAUCCAGGAACUGAGAGCCAGCGGGCCAUCCUCCCAGCCCAGCGGGCCAUCCUCCCAGCCCAGCGGGCCAUCCUCCCAGCCCAGCGGGCCAUCCUCCCAGCCCCUGUAACUUUAACCAUCUCAUCCAGUAAACUCUCAAUCAUA